This is a messenger RNA of Acanthochromis polyacanthus (spiny chromis), 2185 nucleotides long. RefSeq names its product regulator of G protein signaling 18 (gene rgs18). The transcript is spliced from 5 exons. NCBI's taxonomy places the organism in Eukaryota, Metazoa, Chordata, Actinopteri, Pomacentridae. The record is from RefSeq and is a predicted model, not a curated record. The coding region runs from base 75 to 785 and encodes 236 amino acids.
GGUUCAUCGAGUGACGGGUUAAACACAGAGCUAUUUGUGGCCUCGGCUGCUGUGCACGCCAGAUACAGAACAGAAUGGAGACGCUUCUCUUUCUAUUUCCUCAAUUCAACUACAUGUCCCCAAAGGAGGAAGCAUAUUUCAAAAUGCUUGGUCCAGAAGACUUGCAAGCACCAAAGAUGAAGGACGACAGCAGCAGACAGAAAGACAAGGAGAGGAAGAGCCGACUAAGCCUUUUUCUCACCAAGUCAGGCUCGCACGAAAACGUCAGUCCUCAUAAAAAAGCAAAUACGACGCCGAGCAACAUCUCAGCAGAGGCAGCUUUGCAAUGGAGCGACUCCUUUGAAGAACUGCUAAAACACUCAGAUGGAGUGGAAACCUUCUCUCAGUUCCUCAGGACAGAGUUCAGUGAGGAGAACAUUGAGUUCUGGUUGGCCUGCGAAGAAUACAAGACCAUUGAUUCUGAAACAAAGCUGUUGUCCAAAGCCAAAUAUAUUUAUACAGUUUUUAUCGAAUCGGAGGCCCCCAAAGAGGUCAACAUUGACUACAACACCAAGAUGGCCAUCCAGAAGAGCAUUUCACAGCCAACACGGAGCUGUUUUGAAGCGGCCCAGAUGAAAGUCCACAGCCUGAUGAAAAAGGACUCCUACCCCAGGUUCCUGCACUCUGACAUUUAUCUGCGUCUCACCAGGAGGAAAGGCCCCGGAGCCACCAUGUUCCGCAGAAGGUCACGCUCCUGUGUGUUCAACGAGAGAGGAGAGGCCACAACCGAACCGUCCGCCUGGUAGCUGCAGCAGCUGCGGCCCGCUCUGUGAAAUGGAUUCAUUUCAAUGCAGCAGAAAACCAACGAUUUGCAGCACUAUUGUUAGAAAGUAACAUUUCGAGGAAAAGUUUAUUGUUCCCAGGUUUGCUUCUGCAGAGGACUUUUUUUUAUAACCACAGUGGUCGCAGUGGAGCAUUCUGCAUGCACAGCUACCGGCAAUAUUAAUUUAGAGGAAUAUUUUGGGUAUUAAUGAUUUCUUGCUUUCCUGCGUGGAGUCUCAUUUGUGGAUGGUAAAUGUGUAGCUAUAAUAAACAUUUGGCUAGUUGUAGCUUAGCAUAAAGGCCACCGUGGCUCUGUUCAACAGGAACAAAACUGAAAAACCAAACACUCUUCAGAUCACAAAUUAAAACUCUCCGCAAAAGCAAAAACCAAAAAAGUAAAGUUGGGACGCUGUGGUGUCACAGGAGCUCAUGUGCUCGACUUCGUUGUGGCCAGAUGCAGUAAAUUCCUGCAGACUUCAUUGGUUGCCUGGCAACCUCCCAGGAACGACACCACCUAAGGAAGUUUAUAUCGCUUUUUUCUUCUUGUUUCCAGCCUUUGUGCUGAGGUAAACUUGCAGACUGCAGGCAGUAGCUUUAUGUCAUGCAGAUAAGCGAGUGGUAUCCACAACAUUAACCUUCAGGUGUAAGAAUGCAUUUAGAAAGGUUACCUCACAGCCAUGUGGUUAUCUGAAAAUAGUGGACGCCCUGUGGCCAGUCCGAAUCGAAUAAUGUCCAGGGUCACGGCAUCAAACCAGUUUACUCUGCAGCAUUUGUAGAAUGAUCCAUACAUUAUCCUUCUCAGAGGCGGUGCGCUGCUUGUGGAUUAUUGAUGAUUUUUAUAUUUCCUCCGAUCUCUCUUUAAAACUUGAAUGACAAUGGGAUCGUUUGGUGACAGACUCUCAGCUGAAGUGCCUCCACCACUGACAGCAUCCAGCCAGCCGUUCAGCCAGCCACACUGAGCCAAACUCUCCUGACUUCAGACACGUUACACUCCAGUUGCUUUGUUUUCCAAUCAAGCAAUACCACCUUUUUUACGACAUGAAUCCAGCUGAUAUGGCGUGCAAGCUAAUUAAAAUGGAUUCAAGAUUUUUAUCCCUUUUACUGUCCAACCUCCUCCAGACUAACUUGAAGCUGCAGCUGCACUGCAAAGCACUGUAACGUAUUAACAAGGGAUGCACAUCUUUCUUAUUAAUUUAAGUGCAUAUAUCUUAUUUUAAUACUAAUAUUACACUCCAUUAAUUAUGACUGCUUUCAGAUUGCUACCAUCCAAUGUAAUUUAUGUAUUACUGUGAUCAUUUGUGUUGACUUGCUGUUGUAAAAUGUAUAUACUUUAAUAUGUGGAAUAGCCCGAAUAAACACUUUCUUAUAAAAGCGGUUUUAAUGA